AUGUUGUUGUCAGUGAAAUGUGUUUUGUUAGUAUUUUUUGCGCUCGUAAAUUUAGGUGAAUGUAAAAUAAAAAGAAAAUCCCGUUCGCCAAAAGAUGAGAUAGGAAAGAGUAGCUUGGCCUUCGUGUUUGAUGUGACUGGGUCAAUGCAAAAUGAUUUGAGACAACUCCGAGAAGGUGCUGAAAUGAUUUUAAAUACGGCGAUGAAGGAGAGCAAUGUUAUUGCAGAUUUUGUGUUCGUCCCGUUUCAUGAUCCAACUGUAGGUCCAGCAACCGUGACACGCAGUAAAAAAGUUUUUAAGCAAGCUUUAAGCUCAGUUCAUGUGUAUGGAGGAGGCGACUGCCCUGAGAAGUCCUUGACUGGUAUACAACUGGCGCUGAACGUCAGCCGCCCAAGGUCUUUUCUAUACGUGUUCACAGAUGCUACAGCAGGAGACCAUAGGACAGUUGCCAAAGUGCUGGAUGAGAUUCAGAAUAAGCAAAGUCAAGUUGUGUUCAUCCUGACUGGCCAUUGCAACGAUUUGGACAAGCCUUCGUACAAAGUGUACCAGCAAAUAGCAGCAGCCAGUUCUGGUCAAAUAUUUAACUUGAAGAAGGCCAGUGUACAUAAGAUGCUGGAGUUUGUAAAGAGUUCCAUCAAAGGCCGGACCGUCAACCUUGCGUCUACCACAAGUCCUGCUGGAUAUAACUUCACACAAGAGAUCCCAGUCGACAGUACGUUGGGAGAAGUGACCGUUUCUGUAUCGGGGGCGAAUCCUAGGAUCACCGUAGUAGACCCUAAGGGAGAGCAGCUGAAAGGCCCGCCUAAGUUAAUAACGACUUUGGACCUCUCCGAGAUAAUGGUGGUGAAAGUAAUGCAGCCAGAGAUGGGCAACUAUCUUAUAACAGUGGGUAGCUCUGAGGACUACUCCGUGAAGGUGGUCGGUUUGUCUAACUUAACGUUUAACCACGGGUUCGCCGUUUAUGCCCCAAAAUCUAUGCAGGAAACCAGCUACAGGCCUUUGAAGGGGGCAUACAACCACAUGAAGAUAUCACUGACUCAAACCAACGUGACGGUUGAUAUUCAGUACGCAGAGAUCCUCACGCUGGACGGCAGAACACUGUUCGAAGUUCCGUUAAAGGAAGUGGACAGUAUUAAGAAAGUGUACGCGGCCGAGCCAUUUAUACCUCCCGAUGAGUUUUUCUAUAUAGCUAUAAAUGGACGUGAUCAACACAACCAAGAGGUGAGGCGAUUAGGAACGACUGCCAUAAAGCCGAAGUCACCAGACGUUCCUCACUUAACAGCUCCGAAAAAGGUGGAGGCGCACUCGCACUCGCGGGUGGUGCUAACAUGUAACGUGGAGAGCUUGGUGCCCGUCUCCACAAUGUGGACAAAGGACAACUCCAUUGUGAGCCAAAAAACUACUAGUUUACGAACAACCUCCCUGGACUUGGUGAUCGAAGAUAUGAAAGAGGAACACGUCGGUACGUUCAGCUGCGUCGCACGGAACGUGGCGGGCAUCAGUAAAGCUAACACUGAACUUACCAUUAUAGUGGACGCUCCGCAAGUGACGAUAGAGCCUCACGACGCUACUGUGGAGGCGGGUGAUGACGUCACCAUCAUAUGCACCGUCUACAGUGAAGCUCUGCUCCUGGAGAACAAACUUCUCUUUAACGGAACUCGUACUCAUUAUGCAAUAGAUUUAAACAAGGAACCAAGCUUAGAAGGCCUGUACACAUACAGGAAAAAAUUACACGUGAGUGAAAAUGUAACAGGAAAGUACUCCUGUGUCGCUGCCAACAGAGGAGGUAAAAGAGAACAAUCGACACAUAUAAUAAUAAAGAGGAACACAACAGCUCAAAUAUUAGGCCCUCACACACUGUCGAAGCUGAUCCACUCAGACCUCCAACUGGUGUGUGCGGUGGAUAACACCAACUUGAUCGUGUGGCGAGCCCCUAACAACACUGCGGUCAGGAGUGUUGCUGUGAACGGGACUUAUAACGAUGUUCUUGAUGUUAGGAACGUGACCAGCGAUGGCACUUGGACUUGCACUGCUUUGAGGGGGUCGAUGAAAGGAUCAGAUUCCGUAAAAGUCACUGUAUUGAUAAAACCCGUGGUGAAAAUAGUUGGUAAUAAGAAUAUCACAGUGCUGAACGGCACUGUGGUAGAAGUGACCUGCCUCGUCGAGGCCAAACCUGCGCCCAGGAUUCUUUGGCAUCGGGAAACUGAGAUAUUCUUGAAGAACACUAUAACAGAAAUAAAACCGACCGUAUACCAAAGCGUGUUAACCCUCAACUCAAGUGCUGAGUCUGUCAAUGGCACGUACUUCUGUUUCGGGGAGAACACAGAAGGCAUUCACCACGACAGCAUCACUGUCAAUGUUAGACGGAAGAUGACACUAGUGAAACGGUUCACUGAUCAAAGCGUCCAACUAUAUUACCAAAUAGAACUACACUGCGUAGUUGACUCCUAUCCCCCUGGUGUCACUAACUGGUACCACAACGGCACAUCACUAGUAACGAAUGACAGCGUUCAAAUAUCUGAGGACAACACUACCGUGUCUUUGAUGAAAGUGGAUUUUAAUGACCUCGGAGAGUACAUUUGUGAGGUGGAGAAUGAGUAUGAGAAACUGGAGGUAAAAGGCACUGUAAGUGCGGCGGGAUUAGCGCGUCCAGUGUUAGAUAAAGAACCAGUGACUCUCUAUGCGAUUGAGGGAAGAUCUACUAUAAUCACAUGUAGGGUCCUCGAGGGUUCUCCAGAACCUACAAUAACUUGGCUACUGCCACGGCCUGAACUCAGGAUCAAUGGGUCUUUUGAAUUCUCGACACCAAUUAAAGAUGUAGAUGUAAAUUAUGAUAGAUAUGAAAUGUCUAUACCUGAAGUGACCGAAGAACAUGCAGGAGUCUACCGUUGUUGGGCUCACAAUGUGAUUGGUGAAGAUUUAUAUGGUGUUACUCUUUUUGUCCUAUAUCCGCCGAAACUUCUUAAUGACACGAAGGAAAGUGAAAAACCUCAAACAGUAAAAGUGGGAGAGAGAGUGAAGUUGUCGUGUGAAGCGAGUGGAGUACCUCCGCCAGUCACUGUGUGGACUAAAGGUGGACGACCAAUUAUGUUUAGUGACAAAUUAUCAGUAACAAAUAGUAGUGAGCUAGUGAUAGAAGCUGCAUCCGCAGAUGAAUCGGGCACUUACACGUGUAACGUGACCAAUACGGUAGGGUCUACUCACAAAAAUCUUACUUUGGUUGUCUAUGACCCACCAACGAUAUCGUCCUUACCCUCUCCAACACGCGAGGUGUUACAAGGCCAGCUGGUGGAACUGCCGUGUGACGCUCAAGGUUUGCCCACACCCUUGGUGCGCUGGACAUUGAAUAACAACCCGAUUGAUAAUAAGAAACAUGACGAUCAUUAUGGACUGAGGUUCGUAGCGAACCUGUCGGACUCGGGCGAGUAUACUUGCACAGCUACGAACGAACAUGGAAACGCUUCUGUGUCCUAUACUCUUCGUGUUGGUGACCCGCCGAAACUUCUAGAACCAACGAAAGAGUAUGAUGAGCCACGGAAAGUGAAACUAGGAGAGGCAGUGAAGUUAUCGUGUGAAGCGAGCGGAACUCCUCCGCCUAUCACUGUGUGGACUAAAGGUGGACAACCUAUCGUCUUUACUGACAAGUUAUCACUAACAAAUGGUAGUGAGCUGGAGAUAAAAGCAGCAUCCGCUGACGACUCGGGCACAUACACUUGCAACGUGACCAAUGCGGUGGGAUCUACCAACAAGAACUUUACUUUAGUUGUCUAUGCUCCACCAACAAUAUCGUCCGCGCCAACUUCUACCCGUGAGGUGUUACAAGGCCAGCUGGUGGAACUGCCGUGUGACGCACAAGGUCUGCCCACACCAAUAGUACACUGGACGCUGAAUAACAACCCGAUUGACAUUAAGAAAUAUGACGAUCAGUAUGGACUAAGAUUCAUAGCAAACGUGACGGACUCGGGCGAGUACAAGUGCACAGCGAUGAAUGAACACGGCGAUACUACAGUGUCUUACACGUUACAUGUUUGGGACCCUCCAAAAUUACUCAAUACUACAAAGGAUAAGCUUCAAACAGUGAAAAUGGGAGACGCAGUGAAGUUGUCUUGUGAAGCGAGCGGAACUCCUCCGCCCGUCACUGUAUGGACUAAAGAUGGCCGCUCUAUAGUUUUUACUGACAAAUUGCAUUUAACAACUCUUCGUUCAGUCACUACUAUUAGUGACUUGAUAAUAGAAUCAGUAUCUACAUACGACUCGGGGGAGUAUACUUGUAAUGUGUCCAAUGCUGUGGGAUCCACUCACAGGAACUUCAAUGUCACUGUCUAUGACCCGCCAAAGUUCCUUAGGGAUACGGAGGAAGAAAAGGAACCUCAACAAGUGAAGCUGGGACAGAGAGUGAAGUUGUCGUGUGAAGCGAGCGGAACUCCUCCGCCUGUCACUGUGUGGACUAGACAUGGACGACCUAUUGCCUUUACUGACAAAUUAUAUGUGCAAAAUAAUAGUGAGCUGGUGAUAGAGGCAGUAUCCGUAGAAUAUUCAGGCAUGUACACUUGCAACGUGACCAACGCGAUGGGAUCUAUUCACAGGAACUUCUCUUUUAUUUUCUAUGCUACCCGUGAGGUGUUACAAGGCCAGCUGGUAGAACUGCCGUGUGACGCACAAGGUAUACCCACACCUUUAGUGCGCUGGACAAUGAAUGGUACACAGAUUAGCAAAGAGAAAUAUGUCGAGGGGUAUGGACUGAGGUUCGUAGCGAACUUGACGGACUCGGGAGAGUACACUUGCACAGCUACUUAUAAAAAUGCAAAGACAACUGUUUUUCACAUACUCUAUGUUUUGGACCCGCCAACAUUUCUUAACACGACCAAGGAUGAGCCUCGAUCAGUGAAAGUGGGAGAGAGAGUGAAGUUGUCUUGUGAAGCGAGUGGAGUACCUCCGCCAGUCACUGUGUGGACCAAACACGGACGGCCAGUUGUCUUUACUGAUAAAUUAUCUGUAACUAACAACAGUGAUUUGGUGAUAGAAGCAGCGUCCGUGAACGACUCGGGUACAUACAUGUGUAGAGUGACCAGUUCGAUCGGAUCCAUUCAAAGAAAUUUCACAUUGUCCGUACUUGAUCCGCCGAAACUUUUAGAAUCCAUGAACGAUGAGCCACGGAAAGUGAAACCAGGAGAGAUAGUGAAGUUAUCGUGUGAAGCGAGCGGAACUCCUCCGCUCUUCACUGUGUGGACUAAAGGUGGACAACCUAUCGUCUUUACUGACAACUUAUAUCUUACGAACAGCAGUGAAUUGGUGAUAGACGCCGUAUCUCCAUCUAAUGCAGGCACGUACACUUGCAACGUCAUCAGUUAUGUGGGAUCCACCCAUAGGAACUUCACUUUGGAAGUGUAUGACCCACCAACAAUAGUAUCCCAGUCUAAUUCUCUACUCGAAGUGUUGGAAGGCCAGCUGGUAGAGCUGCCCUGUAACGCACGUGGGGUCCCCACUCCGAUUGUGGAAUGGACACAAAAUGGCGAGCCGAUAGGUCACGAAAAAUACGUUGAUGAAUAUGGAAUGAGGUUUGUGGCUAAUCUGACAGAUUUUGGCGAAUAUAUUUGCAAAGUUACCAAUAUACAUGGCAAUUCUUCGAUGUCCUACACACUACAUGUUUGGGUUCCACCAUACAUAAAACCACAUUCAACGGUUCUAAAGCAGGCCUUAGUGGGGUCGAAUGUGACCCUACAGUGUGACGUCAUCGGGUUUCCCCUACCAACAAUGCAAUGGAAAUUCAACGAAGAGUUGCUUGAAGCAAAUACCACCGAUGUGAGUUUCAACGACGUGGGUAACAUAUAUGUAACGAACACGCGGUUGGCGCACGAAGGGGUGUACGCGUGCGUGGCUCACAACCUCGGAGGGGUCGACGAACUCUCCAUGUAUCUUAAAGUUAACGAUCCGCCAAAGAUAAUGGAGGACAACUACACGGGGCCAUACGUGGCCACCGAUACCGACACAGUGCUGAGCGUCGCGUGCCGCGCUACGGGCAAACCUACACCUUAUUAUACGUGGGUUAAGGACGGGUUUUAUUUGAACAAUGAUGUCCGUUACUCAAUAGAAGUGGAUGGCACGUUGCACAUAAAGUCUCCGUCCGAGGACAUGAGCGGCAACUACACCUGCCUCGCGAAGAACAGCGUCGGGGUCGACAACAAGACUGUAGCUGUCGAAAUUUACUCGCUACCGCAACUCACGCAGUCGCAAGAGAAGUUAGCCACGGUGACUUUGGAGGAGGGAAGCGACGCGGAGGUCGAGUGUCCUGUGCGCGCCUCCUCACACUCACUCAAAUGGUAUAAGAACGCCAAACUAAUAUCGACAGGCAAUCUUCGCCUUAAUAACGUGUCUCGUGACAACGCGACAACUUACUUCUGCGUAGCAGCAAACGCAGUCGGUUCUGCUCACUCGAAAGUGCAACUAAUAGUAGAGUGGGCGCCAAGGUUCCUAGCGGAAGAGAACAGAGAGAUAGAGAGAGUGAGAGGUGACGACGCUUACUUACAUUGUGAAGUCGACGCGAAACCAAGCGCAAAGAUAAAAUGGUUGUUUAACUCGAAGCCUCUGGUCUUUGAAGACAAGAACUACCUGAAGCUAAUUAACGUGCAGCUCCGUCACGCCGGUACGUACAAGUGCAUCGUCAGUAACGUACGUGGCACUCUUGUCAAGGACUUUACGUUGAAGGUGUUAGAGCCACCUUUUAUAUCGGAUUUUGACAUGAUGGAUGUCCAGCUGAAGGAGGGAGACAACGCUACUCUGGAGUGCAACGCUAAAGGCACCCCUCCACCUAACGUUACAUGGACUUAUAAUAACCCACACUGGCACGUGGAGGGUACGUCCCUCUGGUCGGCCAACAUAUCAGACAUGUGGGCGGGGCUGUACCGCUGUGACGCGGUGAACAGCGCCGGCGCCACUCACCUGGUGUACCGCGUCACGGUCGUCAGUGCUGCGCGGGUGCAAGAAAUCGUGGCCUAUGUGCACAGGGAAGGGACCACUGUUGGGAAUACCUUGGAACUUGUCCACGGCUGUAACGUUAGGGUAGCAUGCAAGGCAUCAGGAAACCCCGUCCCUGAUAUACAGUGGGUGCGACAAGGCCGAGCUAUUAGCGAGAACAGAUACGACAUUGACUACGCAGACCUGACUCUUGCUGGAGUAGACUCCAGUCACAAAGGGCUUUACACUUGUGUCGCCAGCAACGAGGGGGGCAGUGAUGAUAGGAGAAUCACCUUGGAUGUAUUGGAACCCCCAAAAAUAUUCCAAUCAUUAUUCGAACCCACACAUUCUUCAGAAGUCCACCUCGAGGUUAUAUCCGGACAAUCAUACUACCUCCACUGCCAUCCGUACGGGAACCCCUUCCCAGAAGUCUACUGGUUCAGAGACGAUGUUCCUCUUAAACUGUUCGAUGACACGAUGGUGUCUACUGAAUUCGGUGAAGUUAUAGUGGUGAAGGAAGCUUCGGAAGAUCAGUCUGGCAACUAUACCUGUGUUGCCAGGAAUAAAGUCGGCAAUACCAGUGUUACUUAUCUGGUAGAUGUAUUGGUACCGCCGAUAUCACCGAAGGAUUCUUCUAGAAAGGUUGUAGCUACUUUCGGGAAGCAGUUGGUCCUAGAGUGUCCGUCUGUGGGCACUCGCCCUAACGUCAUGUGGAUCAAACACCCUUACACUGAGAUUAACGCCGACAAGAAGAUCUCGUUUGCAGAUGACAAUUUUACUAUGAUAAUCAACAAAACCAUAGUAUCCGACAGCGGUAAUUACUCCUGUAUACUAACUAACAAGGUUGGCACCACAGAAGUGAUGUUUGAGGUUGUUGUGCUAAAGCGGCCGUCGAUUGCCGGCAAUGUAGGCACCAAUAUAGUGGAGGGGCACGUUGUACCGUUGAGAAGGAGCAUUGUACUCAAAUGCGAAGUUGAUGGUCACCCGUUUCCACAGAUUACUUGGUUAAAGGACACCCAGAUGCUGAGCGACAGCGUGUCGAACAUCCAGCGCGUGCUGGGCAACAGUCUGCUGGCCAUCUGGAGCGUGGAGGCUCGCGACGCCGGACAGUACAUCUGCCUCGCGGAGAACAUGGCCGGCUCCGCGCACAGGAGAUACAACGUUGCUAUACAGGUGCCGGCGAAAUGGAGUGGCUGGUCAGCAUGGUCUUUUUGCAACGUCACCUGUGGGUUAGGAUACCAGACCAGAUCCAGGCUCUGUCAUUAUAUUGAUGAUCGCAACAACACCUACGAUAGCUCUUCUAACUCAGAGACUAUAGUUCUGGACGAGUCUGCGUGUAAAGGCCCCUCAGACGACAGGCGCAAAUGUCACAUGCCUCCUUGUCAAGAAGAUAGUUCGAAGCCCCGGUGGAGUCAGUGGUCGCACUGGUCGGAAUGUUCGGCCACCUGCGGCGCCGGCUCACAAGCCAGGACGAGGAAAUGCAAGACCAAGGCUAAAUGUGUAGGGGAUAACGUUCAAAUUAAAAAGUGUACAGAUUUGCCCCCGUGUAGUCCAGUAGCCAGUUCAGGUGACAGUGAUGUUUUCGACAGCUCCGAGGACAUCAGUAAUUCUAAUCCAUACAUACCAGACAUUACGUUUGAGUCAGAACCUGAAGUAGUAGACUCACAUUAUUCACCGGAUGUUGAAGAAUUUUAUAGUGCAUCAGGUGCUCAAUCACCAACUGCGUUCUUUGACGUAGAAGUGAAGGAAAACUUGGACGGUAGGGUACAGGGGCCCUGCGACCCGGGGUACAGCCACAACAUAUCUACUAACACCUGUGAUGAUGUCGACGAGUGUACGGUGGAGAGGAACCAGUGCCACUCGACGCAAGUGUGCAUGAACACGGCGGGCGGGUACCGCUGCACGUGUCCCGCGGGAUACCUGGCGCUCGCCGCGGGACAGAGACAUAAACGAGUGCACGCUGGAGUUGGACGGGUGCGAGUUCUCGUGCGUGAACACGGCGGGCGGCUACGUGUGUGCGUGCCCGCGCCACCUGCGCCUGCACCUCGACCGACACCGCUGCGUCACACGUACGUAGCUCUAGCGACACCGCUGCGUCACACGUACGUAGCUCUAGCGACACCGCUGCGUCACACGUACGUAGCUCUAGCGACACCGCUGCGUCACACCUCUAGCGACACCGCUGCGUCACACGUACGUAGCUCUAGCGACACCGCUGCGUCACACGUACGUAGCUCUACCGACACCGCACGUCACACGUACGUAGCUCUACCGACACCGCUGCGUCACACGUACGUAGCUCUACCGACACCGCUGCGUCACACGUACGUAGCUCUACCGACACCGCUGCGUCACACGUACGUAGCUCUACCGACACCGCUGCGUCACACGUACGUAGCUCUACCGACACCGCUGCGUCACACGUACGUAGCUCUACCGACACCGCUGCGUCACACGUACGUAGCUCUACCGACACCGCUGCGUCACACGUACGUAGCUCUACCGACACCGCUGCGUCACACGUACGUAGCCUCUACCGACACCGCUGCGUCACACGUACGUAGCUCUACCGACACCGCUGCGUCACACGUACGUAGCUCUACCGACACCGCUGCGUCACACGUACGUAGCUCUACCGACACCGCUGCGUCACACGUACGUAGCUCUACCGACACCGCUGCGUCACACGUACGUAGCUCUACCGACACCGCUGCGUCACACCUCUACCGACACCGCUGCGUCACACGUUACGUAGCUCUACCGACACCGCUGCGUCACACGUACGGUAGCUCUACCGACCACCCGCUGCGUCACACGUACGUAGCUCUACCGACACCGCUGCGUCACACGUACGUAGCUCUACCGAUACCGCUGCGUCAAACGUACGUAGCUCUAGUGACACCGCUGCGUCACACGUACGUAGCUCGACCGACACCGCUGCGUCACACGUACGUAGCUCUACCGACACCGCUGCGUCACACGUACGUAGCUCUACCGACACCGCUGCGUCACACGUACGUAGCUCUACCGACACCGCUGCGUCACACGUACGUAGCUCUACCGACACCGCUGCGUCACACGUACGUAGCUCUACCGACACCGCUGCGUCACACGUACGUAGCUCUACCGACACCGCUGCGUCACACGUACGUAGCUCGACCGACACCGCUGCGUCACACGUACGUAGCUCUACCGACACCGCUGCGUCACACGUACGUAGCUCUACCGACACCGCUGCGUCACACGUACGUAGCUCUACCGACACCGCUGCGUCACACGUACGUAGCUCUACCGACACCGCUGCGUCACACGUACGUAGCUCUACCGACACCGCUGCGUCACACGUACGUAGCUCUACCGACACCGCUGCGUCACACGUACGUAGCUCUGCCGACACCGCUGCGUCACACGUACGUAGCUCUACCGACACCGCUGCGUCACACUUACGUAGCUCUACCGACACCGCUGCGUCACACGUACGUAGCUCUACCGACACCGCUGCGUCACACGUACGUAGCUCUACCGACGCUGGCCGUGCUGGGACCUGACGACCGGCCAGGCCGCAACAGGCCGAAGUGUCGAACGCGGUCGCCGUGA
This is a messenger RNA of Arctia plantaginis, 10551 nucleotides long. Lineage: Eukaryota; Metazoa; Arthropoda; Insecta; Lepidoptera; Erebidae. The record is from the annotation of a GenBank genome assembly.